GUCAGGGGAGGACUGGGCUAGUGUGUUAGCAGUGGAGCUGUAGUUAUCAGCGUUUUUGGAGAGCUGCUGUUGCAGACAGAGCCACCCUACUUGUAUAUCCUUACAGGUGGCUAAGGCUGUAAUCCUGUUCAGCGUUCACUCUCACCUUGGAGUAAUCACCACUGAACUGAUUGAGAUUUACUCCUGGCAAACAUGGCUUCCAGCUCAAGUGUACUGUUGCGUCUUGUGGCCUCUGCAUAUUCCAUCGCUAAUAAAGCGGGAACGAUUGUCAGGAAAGUGAUGGCUGGAGGAGAUCUGGGUAUAGUAGAGAAGUGCGGAGCUAAUGACCUGCAGACCAAAGCUGACCGCCUGGUCCAGAUGAGCAUUUGCUCUUCCUUGGCACGGAAGUUUCCGAAGUUGACCAUCAUAGGGGAAGAGGAUCUUCCCUCUGAAGAAGUAAAUGAAGACUUACUUGAGGAUGGCCAAUGUGAGGAGAUACUAAAGAAAGCCUGUCCAAAGCAGUAUACUGCCAUCAAAGAGGAAGAGCUCGUGGUAUGGGUUGACCCAUUGGAUGGAACCAAAGAAUACACUGAAGGACUUCUUGAUCACGUAACAGUUCUUAUUGGAAUUGCUUAUGAAGGAAAAGCUAUAGCAGGAGUCAUUAACCAGCCCUAUUAUAACUAUGAGGCAGGUUCAGAUGCAGUCCUAGGCAGGACAAUCUGGGGAGUCCUGGGUUUGGGUGCCUUUGGAUUUCAGCUGAAAGAGAUGCCAGCUGGGAAACAUAUCAUCACCACCACACGGUCACACAGCAGCAAACUGGUGAAUGACUGCAUUAGUGCCAUGAACCCUGAUAGUGUGGUGAGAGUUGGCGGUGCAGGGAAUAAGAUCAUUCAACUUAUAGAAGGCAAGGCUUCUGCUUAUGUAUUUGCCAGCCCUGGGUGCAAGAAAUGGGAUACCUGUGCGCCAGAGGCUAUUUUGCAUGCAGUAGGAGGCAAGCUCACUGAUAUCCAUGGGAAUUUCUUUCAUUAUAACAAAGAGGUCAAGCAUAUGAAUUCAGGAGGUGUCCUUGCUGCCUUGAAAAACCAUGACUAUUAUGCCAGUCGAGUUCCUGAGACAGUCAAGCAAGCCCUUGUGCCAUAAAAUACAAAGGACGGUGCUUUCCACUUCAUUGGGAAAGUGUUGGAGAUAGUGUAUUAUUCUUAUCUGAAAUUGGUAACUGUUUAUGGAAUUGGAUGAAAGUGUCAUUCUGUCACAGUGCUUAGGCUGCAAUACUGUACACAAUUUCCUGGGACUAAGUCCCAUUGAACUCAGGAGGAGACAUGCACAGAAUUGCACUGUUAGUGGGUUUUGGGUUUUUUAAACAAAUUAUAUGCAGUAGUUUACUGGUUCAGGUGAGAAUGUGGUUUUCAGUUGGAAUAGUAGGUUAAUGUCUUUAAAUAGCUUAGAUCUCAAAGUUGUCCUGUCCCAUUAAUAUGUGUAGUGUUUGUAUUCCAUAUCAUUCCUAAACUAAAAUAUUGUCCAGUCCUAUUUCCUCCUGUGGAAGGGCACAAAAACUGUAAUUGAACCUCUCUUCCUUUAAAUGGUGCAAAAUGAGUAACCUUUGCCAUAGGUCCCCUUUAGAUGGGAAUGAUGAAGGGAGCAUAAUGUGAUGACCAGGGAGUGCAGUUGUGCUGCUUCCUCCACCUUUCAUAAGUAGAUAUCUGGGGGCUGGACCAGUAGCGUACCUGUCAUGUGAGGAGCCGUGCUCUUCACAGGAUGCUCUCUUUGGAUGAUUCGCACAUGAAGGAAUCUACAGAUCCCGUUCAGCUUUUCUGCACUGAAAACACACAGUAGUGCUGUUUGAAUGUUAUUGGGGAUGAGCUAGAGAGAGCAGGCACUCUGCCUGCAGCGUGUCUGCUUCUUCUGCUUUCACUCAACAACCCAGACUGCUGUUCAUCCAUGACAACCCAUUGUUUAUUUAAACUGAUAGGUUAUGUGUGAACCAGGUCACUAUGACUUGGGUUGGUUAAAUAUAAUUGAGAAUAAAAUUAUAAAUCCCAGUUCUUAUUUUUGUCAACUUUCUAUACAUGCAAGGAUGUUUGAUUAGGUUGGUUGAUUAAGGGUUUAUGCAGCCUUGCCUGACCUGGUGUCCUCCAGAUAUGUUGGAGUUCAACUCCUAUCAGCCCCAAUCAGCAUGGAGAUGCUGGGAACUGUAGUCCAAAGCAUUUGGAGGGCACCAAGCUGGAGGAGGCUGAUUUACAGCUUGUUCUCUGGGCCUGGUAAUAUUUAUUCCUGAACCAGGAAUGAAAGAUGAGUUCUUCUACUCCCCCUUUCCCUUUUAUUUCCACCUCACUCAUGCAUUCAGCUUGAAAGGAUACUUCCCUGUUUGUUAAACCACAAUUUUCUAUUUGAAUCAGGAAAUUAAUGUCUGGAUUUGGAAACUGAAUCUGAUCCUGGAUGACAUCCUGGUUUUUUAGGGAGCCCUUAGCUUAAAUCAUAGUUUCCUGGUUCACAAUUCAUGGGAAAGUGUUGUUUAACAUAACAGGCAGUCUUGUCUCAAACUGAGCAUUUAAGAGGUAGAGGGAAAGGGAGGGAACACUCAAACUAUCUUUGUUCUUUCUCUAUCAGACCACAUCUGGAUCAGGCCACUAUUUGCCCUAACCUUGCCAGACUCUGUUUAUGGUUACCACAGUAGGUUUCUUUGCAGGAUGUAUAGCUAUGGAACACUUUCCUAUAUGAAUGUUGAUUGCUUCUUUUAUAUAGUAGUAUUGAAAUUAUGUGGAUCUCCCUUUGUUUCAAAAAAAAAAAUCUCUUAUAAUAAAAACAAGCCAAA
Molecule: messenger RNA, 2791 nt
Organism: Elgaria multicarinata webbii
Lineage: Eukaryota; Metazoa; Chordata; Lepidosauria; Squamata; Anguidae
Gene: BPNT1
Product: 3'(2'), 5'-bisphosphate nucleotidase 1
Exons: 10
Coding region: 193-1119 (308 amino acids)
Biological process (GO): phosphatidylinositol phosphate biosynthetic process
Molecular function (GO): 3'(2'),5'-bisphosphate nucleotidase activity
Source: RefSeq, a predicted model, not a curated record